This is a messenger RNA of Carya illinoinensis, 1302 nucleotides long. RefSeq lists its product as uncharacterized. Gene Ontology annotation, biological process: lipid metabolic process. The coding region runs from base 158 to 1171 and encodes 337 amino acids. The transcript has 4 exons. Gene Ontology annotation, molecular function: oxidoreductase activity, acting on the CH-CH group of donors. Gene Ontology annotation, cellular component: membrane. Lineage: Eukaryota; Viridiplantae; Streptophyta; Magnoliopsida; Fagales; Juglandaceae. The record is from RefSeq and is a predicted model, not a curated record.
GCCGAACCUUUAGCCUUUUUCUUUUCGAACGUUAGACAACCGAAGAAAUGGUCGAAUUCAUGCUAUCGUUUCCCAUUUUAUAAGUAGUCCUGAGCCCUAUCUCUCUCCACCGAAGGUCAACAAUACUAGCACCAAACCGAUCGAACACGGGGAUAGCAUGGGUUUUGGUGGAAAUCGUGGUGCUUCUGCUAACUUGAAAAAUGCCGUGAUAGCGUUUUUAGCUCCCCUUCCCUCCAUAAUCUUCUAUCUCUCAUUCCUUAACCACCAUUAUCGUAUUACUGCUUCUGGUAGUGACGGUGACGGGCUCUCUCAUUCUCCUCUUUGGACAUGGAGCUAUCGCCACCCUCUCCUAUUGGCCAAUGCCUUUUUCUUCCUCAACGUCAAUUUGCUCUUCUGGCUCAUCGGUCAUAUCCAGAAGAGCCACUGGAUGAUAGAUUUGUAUUGGACGGUAAUACCAGUGAUGCUUGUUCAUUACUAUGCGACUCACCCUAUGGCUCAUUAUGACUGGUGGAGGUCGAGGAUUGCAAUCUUGAUGACUUGGGUGUGGGGUCUAAGGCUGACCCAUAACUACUUCAGGCGUGAAGGCUGGCAGUGGGGCGCAAGGGAGGACUGGAGGUUCACAAAUAUGCGCCAACAGUACGGCAAGCACUGGUGGUGGGUUUCCUUUUUCGCUGUCUACCUCUGUCAACAGGUGUUUCUGAUUGGAGUAAGCCUCCCAUUAUAUGUUGUCCACUCGAUCAAUAAGCCAUUGAACAUCUGGGAUUUUAUUGCCGUCAUUGUCUGUGUGUGUGGAAUCAUUGUCGCUUACUAUGCAGACACGCAACUCCAUGAAUUUGUGACUAUGAACGCCAAGCUGAAGGAUCAUGGGAAGCCAAUGGUACCCAGCCUGGACAAGGGCUUGUGGAAAUACUCACGGCAUCCAAACUACUUUGGAGAGCAGUUGUGGUGGUGGGGACUGGUUAUAUUUGCGUGGAACCUCGGACAUGGAUGGACCUUUCUCGGAGCACUUAUCAAUAGUAUGUGCUUAGCUUACGUGACUAUGCUUGUGGAGGACCGGAUGGUGAAGCAAGAUUACAGAGCUGAGGCUUACAGACUGUACCAGAAGACAACUUCCGUGUGGAUACCUUGGUUCAGGUCAUCCGCCAUGGGAGGAAAAGAUAAAAGCACUUGAUUUGAUAUUUCGGCACCAAGCAUUGCUACGGAGAGAUGGGUUUUGUUUGUGCUUAGCCAAAUAUAGAUCGUAGUAUGUAUUGUACAAAAUAUUUCUGCAUAUGCUAAAAGCGUUACCUUUACUUUCUGAAA